GAUCUCUCCUCGUCUCGCCCUGCUCAUGCAUCCGUUUACGCAUUCCGUUUUCUAUUUAUUCACAAAUUCACUCUCUUUCGAGAUUCAAUGGAUAUGAAUUUCGACGAAUUGCGGCAAGGAUCGAUGGCGCCGGAGUGCGAGAGUGGGGAAUUAGCGAAACCGAAGAAUUUUUGCCGGAAAAGGAUGGAUCCGCGGCGGAUUAAAUCGGUUUCGAGUAGGAAAAGGCGAUCGGAUGUGAGGAAAGAGAUCGAAUCGAUGGAAGGAGCGGUGCUGAUUCGGCACGGAGCGGUUUCGAUUAUUGGUCGGCGGAGAGAGAUGGAGGACGCGGUGGCGGCGGAGCUGGAUUUUGUGAGGAAAGGCGGGAAGAGCUACAGUUUCUUCGGAGUUUACGACGGCCACGGCGGGUGGCGCGUGGCGCGUGAUUGCAGUGAGAUGCUGCAUAAGCUGGUGGCGGAGAUUGUGGUGGGAGAUGCCGGUGAGGAGAUAGCGUGGGAGAGAGUGAUGGCGGUUGGUUUUAGUAGGAUGGAUGAAGAAGUGAGUAAGAGUGGCGCGUUGGUUGCGUCGACUGGGUCCACGGCCGUCGUGGCGGUGGUGGGGGAGGAGGAGAUCGUCGUGGCGAAUUGCGGCGAUUCUAGGGCGGUGAUGUGCCGCGGCGGUGUUGCCGUGCAGAUAUCCGAUGAUCACAAGCCCGAUAGACCGGACGAGCUAGAGAGGAUCGAAGGGUGCGGAGGGAAGGUGAUAAACUGGAACGGUUUAAGAGUGUCGGGAGUGCUUGCAACCUCAAGAUCUAUAGGUAUGGUAUUACAUGAAAAGAUCAGUCAGAUUCAUAUUUAGCACUCCUCGUCACAUUUGGUGUGGGCACGGGU
This is a messenger RNA of Salvia hispanica, 866 nucleotides long. Lineage: Eukaryota; Viridiplantae; Streptophyta; Magnoliopsida; Lamiales; Lamiaceae. The record is from RefSeq and is a predicted model, not a curated record.